UUUCAGUAUUUGGAACAAGCAACAAUUUUUAAAAUUUGAAACGUAAUAUCCCCAGGUCCGAAGGUGACACAAUUGCAAUGUCACAGUUUGGCCCAAAGAAUCCAGCCGCUUGGGCUCGACCACCAGGAGCUAAUCAGCAGCUCAACGCUGGUCUAUUCCAGAACCCACUAAUUGGUGCACAGCCGUUUGCACAGAUGGGUAUGAUCAAUGCUGCUGCUUUCUCUCAGCAAGCAGUAGGUAAUAUGGGAAUGAACCUGGGUAUGCUGCAAACGCCGUCACAAACAAUUCGAAUGCAAGCUCAGCAGCAGAAUUUUCAGCAAAAAAACCGUACAUUCUCGGGUGUGGUUACAAAAAUGCACGACAAUUAUGGGUUUAUUGAUGACGAUGUUUUCUUUCAAGUAAGUAAUGUUCGCGGUGCCUUACCUCGAACAGGUGAUCGAGUUAUGGUGGAAGCAUCAUAUAAUCCUACUAUGCCGUUUAAGUGGAAUGCAUAUCGAGUUCAGUUAAUUGGCGAUAAAGGUGGUCCAGGUGGUGGUGGACCACCAGCUCAUACACCUCCAGAACGUGGCCGCCAACCUAUGGCAGGCCGUGGAAUGAUACCUGCUGAACAGAGUUGGACGGGGAAAACUCUUGAGAAGCCACAAACCGUUACUCAUAUGAAUGACUCUCGUUCACGUGACUUCCGUGCAUCGCCACGUUCUCGUACACCAAUUGGAGUAGGCCGACAUCGUUCUCCUCGAGGUGGACCAUGUGGUCCACCGGCACUGGUACAGGACAUAAGACGUCUGAGCCCUCCAAGACGUAUUUCUCCACCUCGUGGUCUUGUACGACGAUCACCUAGAAGAAGUCCACCUCGUGACUACUCGAAAGGUCCAGUGAAUCGUGCAUCUCCAAAACAUUCAACACCAGCACGAAAACAUGAAGGGAAGCGCGAGCAUUCAGCAAGUGUUUCGGGACGUAAUCGAUCUCCUUCACAGAAACAUGAUCCAAAUACUCACGAUAGUUUAUCUCCCCCUCGUCGACGUGCGCGCAUUAUACCGCGCUAUCAGUGUUAUAUUCCGAAACCACCAAUUCUAAAUGGGACGAGGCAAACCGUAAUGCAGCUGCGUAAACGUUAUCCGUUACUCUACAUCCCAUCAGAUUUUUCCGAUGUUAGCAUUGAAUGGCCAAAAACUACACCGAUCGAAAAUCCGAUAUCGGUUUCCACGGCGCCCAUCACUUACCAUGUUUUGCAUAGGGAUAUUGAUUGCCCAAGUGAAAACUUGCAAGCUCUGAAUCCCCCAGAUGCGGAUUACCGGUUUUCUGUUAAGGUUGUCUUAAUGAGUCAUCAAGGCCUAUCAUUGGUGCACCAGAAAGCAUUUGGUUUACAAGUUGACGGUUCAAUUGAUGAAAACAUUGAUCCGGCUUCGCUGAAACGUUGCAUCAACUUUGUUGUUGGUACGCGUAACAAAGAAAUGAUGGCAAUUGGUGGUGCUUGGUCACCAUCACUUGACGGCGAUAAUCCCGAGUCAGAUCCCCAAGUUUUUGUCCGUACUGCAGUUCGGACUGUUCGGGCUUUAAUUGGAGUGGAUCUUUCCAAAUGUCCUAGAUGGUACAAAAUGGCGGAGAUUCGUUACUAUCGUGCUGAGAAAGAUCGAAUGGAUACAUGCUGCUUGUUUCUGCCGGACACCAGUGGUUUGAUGCCCACCGAAGACUGCUAUCAACAGUUACUGGCUACGCUAAAGGAUCAGCUUGGGAACAAACUUGCUGCUCUAGAUGCUCAAAAACUCGUUCUACCAUCCACUGUAGCUGCUCUUGCUACAGAUUCUGGAGAUGCUGGGGAGGGAACUACAACUACGACCGAGCCAGUGGCUCAAGCUGGUGAUACUCAACAGCAACUGCAGCAGGGACAACAACAAAUUGAUGCCAACAAGGAGCAGGUGCAGGAAGUGGAAGAGGAUGAUGAUGAAGAUUUGAAUCCAACUCACUGGUCUAAAUUGGAUAUCAGAACAAUGAAGGUUGCUGAAUUGCGGCAGGAACUGAUGGCUCGCGAUUUGGAGACAAAAGGAGUGAAAUCAGUCUUAUGCGCUCGACUUCAAGAGGCACUUGAUCACGAGAAAACAAAAGACGAAGAUAAGGGGGAUAAGGCUGAAGUAGCUAAAGUGAAAGAAGAAGAAAAGGAAGAGAAAGAAUUGACAGAUGAAGACAAAAAAGCUAUCGAAAAAUUCGAAAAGGAAAAGAAAGAAAAAAAGGCUUCACUAGAACGUCAUUUCACUAUUCCAAAAGAACUAGGAAUAUUGGUUCAUCCGAAUCGUAUGGCCAAGGGAGGAAAGUUUGACUGUAAAAUUGUAUCCCUUCACACAAUGUUGGAUUAUCGCACUGAAGAUAAUAAGGAACAUUCUUUUGAGCUUGCAGUUAUGGCAGAAUGCAUCAGUGAAAUGUUGGAUCGAUCACAGGCGUUCGUUGCCUACAAAACAUUGAGCUGUGCUGUGGAUAAAGAGUCAGAGAAGAAACGUCGUGAAGAGGCAAAGCUUGCGGAAAUUAUAGGAGCGGAAGAAGGAACAGAUAGUGCCAAAGCAGAUAAGACUGAAAAGUCCGAAGAGGAGAAAAGGAAAGAAGACGAAAAAAGAGAGGAAGAGCAAAGAAAAUUUCUUGCUGAGGCACGAAAGCCAAUUAUUAUAGAUCGAACAGUCUUUCAGGCUUUCGCUCACUUCGACCAGAAUCUUUGCGGGUAUAUCUUGGAGAAAGAUUUUGAGGAAAUACUAUUUUCCAUAGGUCUGAACAUUUCUCGAGCACAAGUGCAAAAGCUGCUAAAGAGAUAUUUGUCACGCGAUCGUAUAAGUUAUCGCUAUCUCACCGAUAGUUGGGCAAACAAAGAUGGCACGGUAACAUACAGACCCGGUGUAAUAUCGGAUCCACCUACUACUGAGCAACUGGCGAAGGGUAAUAUGUCGAAGGAAUCGGUAGAUGCUAACAAAAAAACAGUGGGUGAAGCACCGGAUAUUAGUACAACAGGAUCUGUAAUAUAUUUGGGUUCACUUAUGAAUAUACCGCAAGUUUUGGAGCAAGUUUCAAGGGUGGAAUCUGAUGCUAAUGCUGCUUUACAAAAGGUCGACGUAUUAGAGGCACAACUAAAAGAUGGUGCGAAGCACGUUCAACUACUAGAGAAAAAGAAAAAGAGAUUGGAAGAAGAUGUUGAAAAAUAUCGAAAGCGGUUGCAUGACGCAGAAAAAUGUUUGAAAAAUUCUGUGGAUGAUACUGUACAGAUGAAAAGUGCAAUCCAGGAAUUUCGACGAAUCGGCGAACGGAUGAUGAGCAUGGCUGAAAAAUUAAUGCCAAAUCCGAAAGAAGACGAAAAGACCUCUGAAAAGGAUGAGAAAGAUAUGAAAAAGGAAAAAAAAGAUGAUAAAGAUGAGAAGAAAGUGCCAAAAAAGAAGGACUCAGUUCCUGCUAAAGUAAACGGUGAAGCCGAAGAAAAGAAGGAAUUGCAGCUAGUGGAUGAAGUUGGUGGUAAUGAUGUUGGGGACGAACCUAUGGAAUCAGACGUUAUUGUAUUGUCAGAAGAAGUAACAGGUGACGAAGAAAAGGAUGUUAAGAAAGAAACCUUGUCAUCACAGAAGAUGGAUUCUACAACUGGAACUCUGGAAGCCGAUGCUAUAACUCCGCUUGCAUAGAAAGAAUAAAUAGAAAUUAAAAGCGAUUCAAUUAUUAGCAUGCUGUAUGUUUAAAAAUUUAUUAAUUUUUCAAUUUCUUGAAGUAUCGGUUUGGAGUUAGGAAUGGGAACUGUCUUCUCUCAGUCAGUUUUCAUUUGUUUCAAAACAUGAAAAUUUGUUGAAGAAUCGCUGUCACUUGUGUUUUAAUAUGCUGCAGUUGCCAGUGUCGGCUUUUGUCUGCAUUUUUUGAUAAAUUUUCAUUUGUAUUAGUUUCUUUAUACUAACCACUUGCUUUGGACGAUCCCUUAUUGAUAUUUUUUUGCUGCUCUUUUUUUUCUGCAUUCUUGCCGCUUCUCUCCUCUACACCUCUCCGUUUCAGGUUUGCAAAGUAGGAUGGUAAUAUUGCAUGAACGAGAAGAAUUAGGAACUUGUUAGCAAACAUUCAUAUUUUCUGAUAGGAGAGAUUCUCGAACAGUUUAUAUCAAAUGCUAAAUUUAUGUGAAGGUUUUCCUAACGACAGAUCAAUUUUUUGUGUCAUUUGUCAUCAGAUGAUUUUAAUCUACUUCGCAUUGUUUUAUUUCUGUUGUUAGGAGUGUUAUGUGUUCCCUCAUCUAAUCGCAGUAGUGGCGUGACAGAUUAUUUCCCUAUGUUUUAAUCGUGUUGAUAAUUUUUUAAUAAUUUGUUGUAGCACAUUUGAUUACAACUCAAAAUUAGAUGUGAAAUGAAAAAAGGAGUACAGUAUUGCAGAGUAUAUUCAUCUGACUGGAGGUGGCAUUUAAAAAAGAAAUAUCCUGAUAAUGAGUU
This is a messenger RNA of Loa loa (African eye worm), 4436 nucleotides long. RefSeq lists its product as hypothetical. Bases 78 to 3653 code for a protein of 1191 amino acids. Gene Ontology annotation, cellular component: nucleus. Lineage: Eukaryota; Metazoa; Nematoda; Chromadorea; Rhabditida; Onchocercidae. The record is from RefSeq and is a predicted model, not a curated record. Gene Ontology annotation, molecular function: calcium ion binding. Gene Ontology annotation, biological process: regulation of DNA-templated transcription. The transcript has 21 exons.